AUGGCUCCUCGCAACGAGGUCGAACGCUCCCACGUCUACCACGAUGCCGUGGCUGAUGCCAACAAGACUGGCGUUCAAGUCGUCGAUGUUGUCGCGACCCGCAUUACCGAGGACCACUUGAAUGACAAGUCUCGCGAGGCUUUCACCUGGCGGUCCAAGGCUGGGUUCCGCAUGGUGCUCAUCCUUCUCGUCAUGGGAAUGAACCAGGCUGGCUAUGGUAUCGACUGGGGUGUCAUCAGCAGUAUCAACUCCAACGACAUGUGGCACGAGUACUACGGAUUCGGCAACUCGGGCCACAUCAUCGGCGUCAUCAACGCUCUCAUGACGAUCGGAGCCACCGUCGGUGCCCCGUUCCUCUCCUUUGCCGACAAGUGGGGUCGCCGCUCCGUCAACUUUGCCGGCUGUGCCCUCACAGUCAUAGCUGCCAUCAUCCAGGCUAUGGCGCCCAACACGGGUGUCCUGAUCUUUGGCCGUUUUGUCCUUGGUUUCGGCACGGCACUUUGCACAUCGAGUCAGUACAUCGCCGAAGUCGCGCCCCCUCACAUGCGUGGUCGCAUUGUCGGUGUUUUUGGUGCCUGCUUCCAGGUCGGCUCCAUGGCCAUCAUCGGCAUCAUGGCCGCCAUCUCCGACUGGCACAGCAACUGGCAGUGGCGAACGGCCUUUUUCAUCCAGGCUCUGUUCCCCGCCUUUGUGUGCUGCACCAUCUUCUUCCUCUGCCCCGAGUCUCCGCGUUUCCUGGUGAUGAGUGGACAGAAGGAGAAGGCGAGGAAGGUCAUUGCUGAUCACAUGACGACUUCGGGCGAUCCCAACUCGUCCUUUGUCGAUCUCAUGAUGUAUCAGAUGGACGAGUCGAUUGAGACAUCGGCCGUCGGCUUCCGCGCCGUCUGGGACUUCCGCGUCUUCUUCACCAGGGGCGCCGGGUACCGUACCUUUAUUCUGCUUGUGUACUCCAUCUUCCAGUCCUGGAACGGCGGCGGCAUCAUCGGCCUCUACCUUUCGCCCGCCCUUGACACGAUCAAGAUCAACACCCAGCAGACGCAGCUCCUCAUCAACCUCGGCAUGGUGGCCACGUACUUUGUCUUCACCCUUUUUGGUGCCUACAUUAUCGACAUUUUCCGUCGACGAACCCUUAUCUUCGCCGGCCUCAUCAGCAUCGUCAUCGCCCAGACGUGCGUCACCAUUACGAGCUGGCAAUUUGAGGAGCAGGACCACCCCCGCCACCUCGCGUACCUCGUGCUGUUCUGGAUGUUCAGCUUCCAGGUCUGCAGCGCGUCCUUCAUCGCCACCAUGCACAACCUGUACCCGGUCGAGCUCCUCUCGCUGCCGCUGCGUGCCAAGGGCAUGGGUCUCUAUGUCCUCUUCCAGAACUGCGCCAGCACGGUCCACAACUACGGCAUCGCCGUCGGCAUCGACAAGCUCAAGUACAAGAUCUGGGCCGUCUACAUUGUCUACAACACGCUGCAGAUCAUCGCCGCCUACUUUUGGUUCCCCGAGACGUCCAAGCUCAACCUCGAGGAGAUUGACCACAUCUUUGAGACGCCCGGCGCCAACCCCGUCAAGCUGUCGGUCAAGAUUGCCGACGCCAAGCACGCGCAGUACAAGCUCGACAGGCAGGCCAAGCAGUCGGUUGCGUACUCUUCGGGUGUCCAGGUUUAG
Molecule: messenger RNA, 1656 nt
Organism: Verticillium dahliae VdLs.17
Lineage: Eukaryota; Fungi; Ascomycota; Sordariomycetes; Glomerellales; Plectosphaerellaceae
Product: sugar transporter
Exons: 4
Coding region: 1-1656 (551 amino acids)
Biological process (GO): transmembrane transport; carbohydrate transport
Cellular component (GO): membrane
Molecular function (GO): carbohydrate:proton symporter activity
Source: RefSeq, a predicted model, not a curated record